AAGAAGCUGGUGCUCAGUCUGGUGACUGAAGCCACAUCGCUAGCAUGCGUUGAGGUAGAAGAGUAGUAGCGCUAGCCUCCUCUGCCUCACCGAGGUGCUUGCUUGCUCACUUUAAACAAAACUCUUCUCCUUAAUCCAGUGAAUUGAGAUCUGUGGUGAUUGCUCACGUCUCGUUACUGCUUCUAUUGAUUUCAGUGAUUCGAAUCUGCAGACUUUCUAGGAACCUUCUGAGUGAUAAAUGCUUUAAUGGUGAUCUCUAAAGUGAUAAACAUUCGAGAUCGUCAGAGUACUUGAACGUUCCACUGAAGAAUAAUAAGAAAAGUUUGUAGGUGUUAGUUAGCAGUUGUUGCUUCUUGACCUGUUGCUCGUCCUGCCGUGUUUGUUGCUGUUUGCUCUCGCUGCUUGUUUGCAAGAGGGAGCGUUUGUGCUAUGAGUAGCCGCAUGCACUCUGCUCGUAACUCCGCGGCGGCCGCCGCUGCUGCGCAUGGAGCAGCCUCUGCCAAUUCUGCCAAGGUUGGGGGAGCUGCCGCAGUUCUAGGAGGACCCCGCCCCCCGUCAGCCACUUCAGGAGUUCACGAUCAGCGAGCCAAGACGAUAUUGAAGGAAGCCGUCGAUGCCGUUGUCAACAGCUUCGCUAAACACACACAAGGAUAUGGCAGAGUGAACGUGGUUGAGGCGCUGCAGGAGUUCUGGCAGAUGAAGGCCCAGCGAGGCACGGAACUGCGGAACGGAGCACUCGUCAUCUACGAGUCUGUACCGUCGUCCGCACCGCCCUACGUCUGCUACGUCACCCUGCCCGGUGGCUCCUGCUUCGGCUCAUUCCAGAACUGUCCUACGAAAGCAGAAGCUCGCCGCAGUGCUGCGAAAAUAGCGCUCAUGAAUUCAGUAUUCAAUGAACAUCCGUCGCGACGAAUCUCAGACGAGUUCAUCGAGAAGGCCGUGACAGACGCCAGGGCUCAGUUCAAGGGUGACCCUGGAGAGGCAGACAGUCCUAGCACAGGGAUCGGGGCCUUCAGAUUCAUGCUUGAAACUAACAAGGGCCGCACGAUGUUAGAGUUCCAGGAACUGAUGACGGUUUUCCAGCUGCUGCACUGGAACGGCUCCCUGAAAGCCAUGCGUGAGCGGCAGUGCUCAAGGCAGGAGGUGGUCGCACAUUAUUCCCACAGAGCUCUGGACGACGACAUGCGCUCACAAAUGGCCCUGGAUUGGAUCGCUCGCGAGCAGGAAAAUACAGGCGUGAUAGCGCGCGAGCUCGGCCAGAGUGAGCGAGAACUUGAGGCGGCAAGGCUAGCCGGCCGAGAGCUCAGGUUCCCUAAGGAAAAGAAGGAUAUACUCAUGCUCGCUUGUUCGCAACUCUCCCCCUCUCCUUUGGAUCCUUGAAUUGUUUUCUUUCAAGAGUGCUCGAUAUUAUUUAUAGGGCUAGAAGGAACCAUAUAUGAAGUUUUUGUAAGUAAAAGCUUGCGUUUUGUAAUUUUAAGGUCGCGUGAUUAGUAUUGUACAAAGUGUAUAAAGUGACUCCAAAGAAUAUUAUGUAAUUAUAGAAAUAUGAAUUAGAUCGUCCAGUUGAGUUUCCUUAACGAAAAAUUUGCCCUCUGUUUUUAUAUUUCCCGAUAGAAUAAGAUUUGUUGAAAAGUUACUGAAAUUGUCCUCCUGUCUCGCUUUCAAAAGAAUAUCCCAAGCUUUUUUCUGUAAGGUGAUUAGAUCGAUCUCAAGUAUUUCACAUUGCGUCCCUUUUUGUUGGUAGAAAUAAGUCGAUGGUUUUAUUAUUACUCGAAAUAUUGUGUUGGUUAUGUUACCGAGCCUAAUGCAGCUUGAACUGUUCGCGCAUAAAGGUGCUUCCUGUCAUUAACUUUUUUUGCUGCUUUCUUGUGCCUAUGCCUGAUUUACAAUUUUAUUCAAAAACUUAUACGGGAUAUUUUCGGGAGCUGGAUUUUUUCUCAGUAUUAAUGUUUGGUUUUUCUCUUUGACGGAGGUAAUUAAUUGUCAUAACACCUAGUAAGAGUUCUUCAAUAUUCAAACGCCAGAACAUCUCGUAGGUGCGAUCCUAGAGCCUUCUAGUUUGGUUGUUCCAAAAACGCAACUUUAUUUUCAGAAAAACAAUUUUAAAAAUCGAUUUUGAAAUUUAGUUACUUAGUAUACUUCAUAGUGAAAUGAAAUCGUGGUUCAAAUUUAUUGAGAAAUAAUAAAGAUAUUUUUGCGGAAGUGUGUUUUAAUCGUGAAAUUCAUUAAAUCAUCGCAGAAGCAGUGCAAACUUUUUUUCACGCUCACAUUAUUUAUGCGUUGGUAUUGAUAUAAAUUGUUCAGCGUAUCGCAUGUAGGAAAUAGUAUGUAGUGCAUUGUCAAAAUAAAACAUGAGUUUCUUCGUAAAUACUUCGAUCAAUUUUCUCCUGUAAGAACUAGUUGCUCCUGAAAUAUUUUCGCGUUUGGCUUUUCUAUGCUUACGUGCUCUAGUGAUUCUACUUAAAUAAUAAGCAUUCUUUGUGGGCGCUUUACUUAUGUAUAUUGUUCAGAAAUGUUUGUUGUAAAUUGCGAGUAUUUAAAUUGUCUGAAUUCGUUGGCGCACAGAAUUAUCUGAAAUUGCGUCAAAAUGUAAUUGUUUGUUCCUAUGUUACCAACCAUAACAUCCACGCGAUAUUCUUCAUUUAAAUUACACGAGAAUUAGAUUUUAAAUGUGAAAUUAAUUUUUGAGAAUUUCAAAAGAGCUUGCAAGGCUGAUAGGCCCACUGCAUCCUUUCUGGACAGUUCGGAAGGGAUAGUUGUCUUUCAAGAAUCGUUGAAUCUUUUUAGCAUUAGAAUUUCGUUGAUAUGUAUUUAUGUCUGCUAGCGUGUAUUUAUAUUCUUGUGUAAAUAGCAAGUUUCUGUUGAAGAUUAUGGAAUAUUCUCUUUCUUUGAGGUUUCUUAGCGCAGCUUAUUUCCAAACGCUACCUGUUUUCUCGUUUAAAAUCUGCUUCAAUUUUUGACUAAUUUUCAUGCCAACAUCAAAGGUUCCGUGUUGAUUUAUAACCCUUGGACGUUCCGCAGAAUGCUUGGGAAUGAGCAGUUGUCCACCAAAAAUUAGUUAGAGACUAAAAUGAGAUGCAAUGAUCCUAGGCUUUUAUCGGAACAAGGUUAACUGCCCAGAUAUUUGCUGUGUCCCACAAAAGAGAAAAAAAGGAUCCUUAAUUUUUACACAGAUAACCUUGGGCGUUUAACAAGCAAAAGUAAUAAUUAGAUAAACGUUGUGAAUUGAU
Molecule: messenger RNA, 3230 nt
Organism: Hyalella azteca
Lineage: Eukaryota; Metazoa; Arthropoda; Malacostraca; Amphipoda; Hyalellidae
Gene: lft
Product: protein limb expression 1 homolog
Exons: 4
Coding region: 430-1380 (316 amino acids)
Biological process (GO): autophagosome maturation
Cellular component (GO): cytoplasm
Source: RefSeq, a predicted model, not a curated record